CAAAACCAGUGUAGUGUCGGCGUUUGUAACGAGAGGUCGCCUUGACCCUGAUACACAGCUCGGGAACAAUGUUGAUUAUAUAUGUGCUCGGGCUCUUGCUGGUAUCCACCGGCGGUCAGUACGCGAAGUCGGGGGUCAAAGGUGGCUACGGAGGUCGCGGCUUCCAAGAUAACACCAAUGAAAACAUCGCCAAAUUUUACGGGAACAACACCAGCCAUGGUUUUCUAUCGCAAAACCAUACGGUUAACACCAUGAGCGAUAUCGGAGUAUGUUAUAUCGAAGUACCUACAGCUCAACUUGUCGAGGAUCAGAGGCAGAUACCUAAAGGAAACGGAUCCCGGCCCGAUCUCAGCGUCAUUCGUUCUUGCUGCAAUGGCUACGUGAGGAACAUCUACAACCCUAACAUUUGCGAGCCGCACUGCAGCAAAGGAUGCGUCAACGCAUUGUGCACGGCGCCCGAAAUCUGCACGUGCUUCCCUGACCACGUCAAGAACGCCGGCGGCUUCUGCAUCGCUACAUGCCCGAUUGGAUGUCAAAAUGGCCACUGCUCCGGUCGAGAGUGCGUCUGCAGGGAUGGCUUUAAACUAGACUACGGACGUAAAUACUGUGUGCCAGCUUGCAGUAACAACUGCGCCGGUGUCGGUAAUUGCACUUCACCAAACCGAUGCGACUGCGCACCUGGUUAUCAGACAACACACGAUGGAUCGUGCAGUCCACAAUGUCGCGAUUGCGCGCCCGAUGCUUGUGUUGCUCCGAAUGUGUGCUCAGGCCCUACCAGAAUUCCGUUGCCGGGACAAAACACCCAAAUCCCUACAUCUAAUUAUCCAGGAUAUCAUAGUUCCACUUUUUACAAUCGUCCAGGGAUCGCACAAGGUCCUCUUCCCACCCAACAGCCGAAUUAUGUUGUCGGUCCCUCAUAUGGAACCAGCCAACCAGUUUCUGAUAAUCAACUAAAUGGUCCUUUACACAACACUAGUUUAUAUCCUUCUUAUUCGUUGCAACAAUUGAACAAUAGCUAUCCAGGGCAACAGCCUCAGUAUCCUCUACCCAACCAGCCUCAAUAUCCUUGGCAGCAAAACCCGCAUUCCAAUCAGCCAAACUACACCUUAUUGAAUAGCACUCUACACCCACAUUGGAAAAAUAAUUACUUUGAUUCCAAUCCGUCACCAUAUCAACCACAAUAUCCAGGACCAUUACCGAGCCCGGGCCAACAGCCCAUUUAUCCAACACAACAGUUUAAUCAAACUCAAAUGCCACCUCACUAUCCUAAUCAAAACGUUUAUCCUUAUCCUUCUCCACUUCAGCCUUGGUUUCCUGGACAAAUACCCGCAAACGGUAAUCACACGCAAAACGGCUUCUUGGACUUAUCCAAUCGCACUGUACCCGGUCAAGGUGGCUUCCCUCCCCAUCAAGGCUACUAUCCGUAUCCGCUUUAUCAACCGUCGUAUCCUCAACCAGGAUAUUUUCAGCCUAAUCAGUCCAACUCCGGAUACUAUGGGCAGCAACCAACACCAAGCACAGAUUCCUUACAUGCGGGCUAUUAUAACAAUUAUGAGGGGUCAAAUCCUCAGGCGCCUGUAUGCUCUCAGCCUUGUCUGAACGGAGUCUGUGUCGAAGGCAACAGAUGCUCCUGCAACACUGGAUAUGUCACUGAUAGUAUGGACCCCAGUGGAUUUAGGUGCAUACCUCACUGUGCCGGAGGGUGUCCUAAUGGUGUCUGCUCGGCACCAAACCUGUGCAUUUGUAACAUGGGCUAUAAAAAGGACACUAGCGUCAAGGGCAGAUCUGUAUGUGUCAAGAAAAUCAGAUGAGAUGUACAAUAAAUAAUAUACUAAUUAAUAUUAUG
Molecule: messenger RNA, 1846 nt
Organism: Bombyx mandarina (wild silkworm)
Lineage: Eukaryota; Metazoa; Arthropoda; Insecta; Lepidoptera; Bombycidae
Gene: NimB
Product: nimrod B
Source: RefSeq, a predicted model, not a curated record